AUCGCUUGUCACCAGAGGCAAAUAACGGAACCCUUUUGACCGUAUAUUGUUUGAGAGUUUUACGUUUAAACAUUUUGAUAGCGUAGUUUGGAAGGAGUUUAGUCCAAUAAUAACUCUCCGUGUCCACAUUUAGGACUCUGAAGUCGCGCACUGUCUCUUUAAGAGGGUUCACCCACCGACCUCCUGUUGAUCCGACGGUAUUUCCCCACACGUUACUGCCCUUCUGUGUCUCCUGACAGUCUCACAGCGCUUUACUUCAUUCAUAACGGUUUAUUUAUUUAUUUAUUCACUCUUUAAACUUGAAGCUCAAACAUGGCAGAGGUAGGGAAAGGAGUCAACGCCGGGAAACUGGCCAGUAAUGUCCAGAAGAGGAUAACUCGAGCACAAGAGAAGGUGUUGCAGAAGUUGGGAAAGGCGGAUGAAACAAAAGACACAGCAUUUGAGGAGGAAGUGGUCAAAUUCAAUAAGCAGCUGGCUGAUGGCACCAAAUUGCAGAAAGACUUGAAGGCAUAUAUGGCGGCAGUGAAAACCAUGCACGAGUGUUCAAAGCGGCUACAGGACUGUCUGGCAGAAAUGUACGACCCCGAGUGGUUUGGCAAAGAGGAGGUGGACUCCAUCGCAGAGGACACUGACCUCCUGUGGCUAGAUUUCCACCAGAAGCUUGUGGACAGUGCCCUCCUUUCCAUGGACACAUAUUUGGCUCAGUUUCCAGACAUGAGGGCUCGCAUCGCUAAGCGCGAGAGGAAGCUGGUAGAUUUUGACAGUGCCAGACAUCAUUUUGCUUCUAUACAGAAAAGCAAGAAAAAGGAUGAGGCCAAAAUUGCCAAGGCUGAGGAAGAGUUAGGCAGAGCUCAGAAGGUAUUUGAGGAGAUCAAUUAUGAUCUCCAGGAGGAACUUCCCACCCUGUGGGACAGUCGUGUUGGCAUCUAUGUUAACACAUUCCAGAGCGUUGCCGGCCUGGAGGAAAAAUUUCACAGAGACAUGGGCAAACUGAACCACAAUCUGAGUGAUAUUAUGACCAAACUGGAAGAGCAGCGUCUAGCCAAAAAAAGUGUCCCGACAGCAAGCACUGGGAAGAGUGAAGAAGCAGCCAAUCACAACCUCUCAGAGUCAGCGUCAGACGCCCCUAAAUCACCAGCAAAGUCCAGAGAAGGACCGCCGGUGUCACGGCCGCCCAGGCCGGCUUCAUCUCAGGAGGUGAAUCAGGACAACACCAUUAACCCGCUUGAAGAUGCAGUGGUGCCUGACAUUAACAGUUCAACCCAGCCACAGAAUGAAGCGCCAACAGUGACAAAUGGUUCAUCAGAUGCAGAGCUUCCUCCAUCUGUUCUCUAUAAGGUGAAAGUGAUGCAUGACUACGGAGCAACAGACAGUGAUGAACUUGAUCUGAAGGCUGGUGACAUUGUGCUUGUGCUUCCCUUUGCCAACCCAGAUGAACAGGAUGACGGCUGGGUAAUGGGCGUAAAAGAGUCACACUGGCUUCAGAAUAAAAACCUCCUAGCUAAAGGAGUCUUCCCUGAAAACUUCACCCAGAAACUGUGAGCGGAACAGCCCUCUCAGAAUCACCUACUCUCAUACUUUGUUUCCUCACCACUUUACUGUAACAUUUUUUAUAAAACAUCUUCAAAAAAACAAGGGCUUCUCAAGCAAAAAGAAAAAAGAAGAAGCUCUAUUCUAUAUACUGUGGUCAUUUGGGGUAAGAAUAAACAAUAAAAGGUAUUAGAUGAUA
This is a messenger RNA of Carassius carassius (crucian carp), 1729 nucleotides long. Its product is annotated as myc box-dependent-interacting protein 1-like. Lineage: Eukaryota; Metazoa; Chordata; Actinopteri; Cypriniformes; Cyprinidae. The record is from RefSeq and is a predicted model, not a curated record. Bases 313 to 1542 code for a protein of 409 amino acids. The transcript has 15 exons. Gene Ontology annotation, molecular function: tau protein binding; phospholipid binding. Gene Ontology annotation, cellular component: plasma membrane; synaptic vesicle; cytoplasm.